AAUCUAGCCAAUCACCAGUUUCCAGGAUAACUUUUGAAGAAGUGUAGCAGGAGGAACAAAUUUAUUUUGACACACAGGAACUCCAAAAUGUGGUUGCUAUUUGUGUUGGUGUCUGUAACAGAAGUGAUCAUGUCUUUGGGUGAAAUCCACAGACAAAUUGUUGUGAAUCCAGAACAGUUUUUAAACACGAGUGGAAUCAUUUCCCGCUGGGACUAUCCAAGUGAAGUUUAUGAGGCCUUGACAGAGGAUGGAUAUUUGUUAACCAUGAACAGAAUUCCUUAUGGCAAAGAAGGCAAAUGUGGUUCAAGGCCAGCUGUGUUGCUGAUUCCUGGAUUAAUUAUGGAAAGCAGUCCCUGGGUCUCCAAUCUACCUAAUAAUAGUCUGGCCUUCAUAUUGGCAGAUGCUGGUUAUGAUGUUUGGUUGGGAAAUGUUAGAGGAACCACUUGGUCUAGAAGACAUCAGAAUUUGUCCAUCUCACAGCAGGAAUUCUGGAAUUUCAGCUUUCAUGAAAUGGGCCUCUAUGAUCUACCAGCUAUGAUAAACGUCAUACAGCAGACAACUGGGCAAAAGCAAAUCUAUUAUGUCGGCCACUCUCAAGGAGCUACCUUGGGUUUUCUAGCCUUUUCUCUGCGACCUGAGGUGGCAGCAAAAAUCAAAUUAUUCUUUGUUUUUGCUCCUGCAUAUACACUUCACAACAGCAAAGGUCCAGUAAUCCGGCUAUUAUUCUUUCCAGAUACAAUUUUAAAGAUUAUAUUUGGCACAAAAGAAUUCUCCUUAUUAAAUACAAGUAUGAGAAAGCAGAUUGCUAAGAUUUGCAGCUAUCAACCAAUACAAAAACUCUGUGCCCAAGCACUUUUCCUUAUAAGUGGCUUUGACGAAAACAGCUUAAAUGUGAGUCGAGUUGACGUGUACACUGCUCAUUUUCCAGAUUUCACAUCUGUAAAGAAUAUUUUACACUUUGGUCAGUCAGCAAAAACAGGAAAAUUUCGAUACUUCGACUACGGCUGUAAGAAUAAAGAAAAAUACAACCAGACCUCUCCACCAUUUUAUAACAUAGAAGCUAUGACUGUGCCUACUGCUGUGUGGAUAGGAGCAAAUGACUGGGUGUCUCGUCCAAAGGACAAUGCCGAAUUAGUUCCUCGAAUUACUAACCUUAUUCACUUCAAGAGAUUUUCUGACUGGAACCACUGGGAUUUCCUCUGGGGGCUGGAUGCACCUCAGCGCCUUUAUGCAGAAGUGAUUGAUAUGAUGAGAAGAAACCCAGUAAGCCCAUAGGGUGCUGCACUGGGAUGUUUAGAGGCAAGCUGGUGUUUUA
Molecule: messenger RNA, 1315 nt
Organism: Sceloporus undulatus (fence lizard)
Lineage: Eukaryota; Metazoa; Chordata; Lepidosauria; Squamata; Phrynosomatidae
Product: lipase member M-like
Exons: 10
Coding region: 88-1275 (395 amino acids)
Molecular function (GO): hydrolase activity, acting on ester bonds
Source: RefSeq, a predicted model, not a curated record